This is a messenger RNA of Musca vetustissima, 630 nucleotides long. RefSeq lists its product as uncharacterized. NCBI's taxonomy places the organism in Eukaryota, Metazoa, Arthropoda, Insecta, Diptera, Muscidae. The record is from RefSeq and is a predicted model, not a curated record. The transcript has 2 exons. Bases 1 to 630 code for a protein of 209 amino acids.
AUGCUUAAUUAUCAACAGCAUCAAAUGUCCGCAAUUAUGGCCACAAUGCCUGGUGAUAAUGGUGCGGCAACGGCGGCCACAACUUCUUCUGCCUCAACGUUGCACAACAGCGCUGGUGGAAAUCAACAUUUUUAUUCUUCAACAGGAUUGCAACAACGACAACUAGAACAUCAACAACAACAGCAAUCACAUCAAACUUCAUCAACCUCAUCGCCAUUGGCUGCCACCUGUUCCUUAUCAACUUCAACAUCCUUGCAACAUUUACACAACAAUAACAAUUAUGUUAACACAUCGCAGAUUUCAACAGGUUUGGCAAUGGCGACGGCUGCUGCCAGCCUUAACUCCACAACACCCACCACAACAACAUCUUCUUCUUCCCUGUCGUCACCAGUAUCGGCUGCGGCGACGGCAACAACAUCAAUGUUUCAUCCACAAUUAUGUGGCAGCAAUAGCAGCAGCAUCAACAAACCAUUGCCAUCGCCUUCAGCCUCAUUAUCAGCCAAACUUUCAAAUUCGCUGACAUUGACCACAACAUCGCCGACGGCAGCAGCGAUCUGUUCCCCAUUCCUCUUCGAUAAGGGCACCGAUAAUGUAAAACGACUGUCACCAUCACAAUCUCAUUACAAAUAA